Mucor velutinosus is the source of this 795-nucleotide messenger RNA. RefSeq lists its product as uncharacterized. Gene Ontology annotation, cellular component: mitochondrial large ribosomal subunit. The record is from RefSeq and is a predicted model, not a curated record. The transcript is spliced from 2 exons. Bases 1 to 795 code for a protein of 264 amino acids. Gene Ontology annotation, molecular function: structural constituent of ribosome. NCBI's taxonomy places the organism in Eukaryota, Fungi, Mucoromycota, Mucoromycetes, Mucorales, Mucoraceae.
AUGCUUAGACGUACUCUUUUCAACACUAAAAGAGGGCUGGCUACUGCCUCUCCCCUUGUCAUCAAAAAUGCUCGUAUUCAAGCAUCUGUCAUCUUGUCACGCACACCUCAAAUCACCCGCGAUGCCACUCCAUUCGAGCAAGCUUACUUUGACUACCGUGAAAAACUUGAACGUCAAGAAUCCACAGCUACACCUACCGAAUUCUACUUUAAGAAGGGAUCUGUUGCAGAACGCCGUUGGAAACAUGAGGAGCAAGCUCGUGCUGAGGCCAUGAAGGACAAUGUCUCUUCUCUCACUCAAGCCGUUCAGCAAUCACAAGCCACUUGGGAAAAGGAGAAUGAAGGAUUAGCAACCACUACAAAAGCAGAUAAAGCAGAACGCACAACAAAGGCAGAUGCCGAGAACAACAAGCAGAGCUUAGAUCGUUGUCUACAACGCACUUUAUAUCUUGUUGUAAAGAAAUCAGGCAGCGAACCCUGGCAAUUCCCUGAGGGUGCUGUGGAUGCAUCAGAAUACUUGCACGAGGCAGCAGAACGUACGUUGAAGGAGGAGUGUGGUUCAGAUAUGGAUACCUGGUUUGUUGGACGUCAACCUAUUGGCAUUUAUAAACAAGCUUCAACUAAGGGACAAGAGAAUGGCCUCAAGACAUUCUUUAUGAAGGCCCGUGUAUACGCUGGACAAGUGAGACCUAGCAAGCAAGUCAGUGAUUUCGCUUGGUUGACAAAGGAAGAGUUAUCAGAAACUCUUUCUCCUGAAUACUACAAGGCUGUCAAGGAUAGUUUAGGUGAUCUUUAA